This is a messenger RNA of Hibiscus syriacus, 1063 nucleotides long. RefSeq names its product LOB domain-containing protein 25-like. The transcript has 2 exons. The coding region runs from base 295 to 810 and encodes 171 amino acids. Lineage: Eukaryota; Viridiplantae; Streptophyta; Magnoliopsida; Malvales; Malvaceae. The record is from RefSeq and is a predicted model, not a curated record.
CUUAUCAUCACUGCAAAAUCCUCUUAAUUCCCUCUCUUUUCUCCCAUAACUUCCUUCUCUUCUGUCACUGAACUUGUGCAGACUGCAGGCGCUCUUCCUCUUCUUCAACUUCAACUAGGGUAUUCUCUUUAAAAACACACUCUCAUAACCCUAAGCCUAUGGAAAUUUUUCAUCUUUCUGUUGCUGCAUAGUGUUUCUCGUAGGGACAAAAUAAACCUAUUAUCAGAGGCUGUACUAAGAAACUUUGAAAGAGCCUAGCCUACUCAAGGGGAAUACAGAUCAGAAGAAAAGAAAAUGGCAUCUUCAAGCUAUUCAAACCCACCAUGUGCAGCCUGCAAGUGUUUGAGAAGAAAAUGCAUGCCAGAUUGCAUAUUUGCACCAUAUUUUCCACCAGACGAGCCACAAAAGUUCAUCAACGUUCACAAAAUAUUCGGUGCAAGCAAUGUCAGCAAAUUGCUAAACGACGUGCCGCCCCAUCAAAGGGAAGAUGCAGUCAACUCUCUCGCCUAUGAAGCCGAGGCAAGGAUGAAAGAUCCUGUUUAUGGUUGCGUUGGAGCCAUUUCAGUCCUUCAAAGACAAGUCAUGAGACUCCAAAAGGAAUUGGAUGCCACCAAUGCCGAUAUAAUCCGCUAUGCCUACAAUGAAAUACCGCCGCCGCAACCCAAGGCGGCGUCCCAGUAUGGAAGGAGACCAGCCUCUGGCCAUGGCGUCUCCGGUGGUGGUUCUUUUAAUCAAAACUCUGAGUUUUAUUAUCCCUCUCAGUGGAAUAACAAUGACCCUAGUGGAGACGAUGAGAGCGGAAAUAUGUGAUGCUUUGUUAAAUAAAUAAUUAAUAAGCGUAUCAAGAUUUGAUAUAAUGUAAAAAUAUUAUUAUUAUUGUAAUUAGGUUGUUGGGGGAGAGCUCCCAUUUGGCUAGCUCUAGGGUUUUCUUGUUAUGGAAUGUGAGGAAGGGACCAUGUGUCAUAUCAUGGGUAUUUUUAUGAUAUGCAAAUUAUUACCCUCAUGAAAUAUUAUUAUUCUGGUAUUUCUUUGUGAAAAAAUAUAUUCCUUAAAAGGUUUGAUA